UGUAGUAGCAGCAUCGACAGUAUUAUUACUAGUCCCUCAAGCAUCGCGAAACAACAUGUCUCUUAAAGUUAUCGCUCUGGCUUCCUUGCUGGCAGUUGCAAGUGCAAAGCCAGGCCUUUCUCAGAGCUAUCAGGCUCCAGGAUCUUCCUUCGGUGGUUCUGCAGGAGCUGCCAGUUUCCUCCGACCUGCCGCAAGACCUGCCGUCAACUUCGGAGGGGCUGCUUCUGGUGGAGCCUACAACCCACCCGUCUCUCCAGUAACUCGCCCUCAGUACAACUUCAACUAUGCUGUCAACGAUGCCUUUGGUAACGAUUUCGGACACCAAGAGGGGCGUGAUGGAUACAACACUCAGGGAUCCUACUACGUGCAGCUUCCCGACGGUCGUCUGCAGAGAGUCACUUACACUGUCAACGGCGACCAAGGAUACGUGGCUCAGGUGACAUAUGAGGGAGUGGCUCAGUACCCUGCCUUCCAGCCUUCUGCCUCCUAUUCGCCCGCACCUUCUUAUGCUUAGGGUUUGCAAGCCGCGGGGCAUGUGUCGGAUGUUAAUAUGUAUAUAUAUAUAUGUAUACAUAUAUAUUUUUAUUUUGUAA
Messenger RNA from Penaeus indicus, 593 nucleotides. Its product is annotated as cuticle protein 7-like. Bases 56 to 514 code for a protein of 152 amino acids. NCBI's taxonomy places the organism in Eukaryota, Metazoa, Arthropoda, Malacostraca, Decapoda, Penaeidae. The record is from RefSeq and is a predicted model, not a curated record. The transcript has 3 exons. Gene Ontology annotation, cellular component: extracellular matrix.